CACUCGAGGAGUGACUGAGAGCCGCCUCUGGAGGGUCGAAGGCGGCAGCAGAAGAGAGGGAAGAGGGAGGCUCCUGCCAGGUUUCCCUCUGGAGUUUGCAAGAAGAAAAGGCAAGGGGUGGGUCAUGGUGGCCAGCGGACAAGGAAAUAUGAGGCAACCUGGCAAAAAGAAGCCACCCCGAGGCCCUGAGAUAGAGGACACCUUGUGCUGCUGCGAGUAUUUGGAUCGGAAGGGUGAGAGGAGCCACCUGGCGGCGUGUCUCUGCGAGUGCGAAGAUCUCGAUGAGUGCUGCGAUAGGUGGCUGACUUGCAGAUCUUUGCCCCCGGGAAUGUUAGAGCGAAUUGCAGACACCUUCACGGACCGCUUUCGCCUCCCUUGGCUUAAGGGGGCUGUAAAGAUCGAUAUCAGCCUCCUCCCACCAAUCAUCCUGCUGCCUAUUUUCCUUCACAUAGCAGCCUUGCACUUCCUCUUGGCUCUUGUCAUCCUGAUAUCACUUCCUGUCUUGGUGCUGUGGUAUUACUACCUUACGCACAGGAAGAAGGGCCAUACUCUUUUUUUCUUAAGUCUGGGGCUCUUCUCCUUAGGCUACAUGUACUAUGUGUUCCUCCAAGAAGUGGUUCCCCAUGGCCAUGUGGAGCACAGUCAGGUGAUUCUGCUCACCUGUGGCUUAAUCCUCAUGCUUGUGGCUCUGUCUCGAGCCAAGAGAGAUCCGGGCUACCUUCACUGCCACAUGAGCAGUGACAAAGCACUUUGCCAAGGCAGCAACGGCAACAAUAACAACAUAUUAAGCCGGAAUGGCCUCGGGAGUUCCAGUGGGCUUUACAGAGCAGCUGUAUCUGGAGUUGCUGUGAACAGUAAAACUGAGGGCUAUGCCAAAAAGUUGGCAGCGGGGCCAGGUGGGGUCACAGAGGACUGGUGUACCAAGUGUCAGUUGUUUAGGCCAGCCCGAGCUGGGCACUGCCGGAUUUGUGGCAGGUGCGUGAAGAGACUGGAUCACCACUGUGUCUGGAUUAACACCUGUGUUGGUGAACAGAACCACCAAGCCUUUGUCCUUGCUCUCUCUCUUUUUCUCAUCACUUCAGUGUAUGGGAUUUCUUUGACCUUGGACACCAUCUGUAGGGGAAAAUCUACAAUCAAUGCACUGUUCUACUGUCCUGGUGUCUAUGGAGACUACAGUUCUGCCCUAUCAUUCACCUGUGUAUGGUAUUGUGCUAUUGUAACGUCCGGCAUGGGUUACAUCCUUCUCAUCCAACUCUUCAACAUCAGCUACAAUGUGACUGAGAGGGAAGCUCGUAUUGCUUUGCAGGAGAAUGUUGGACGGAGGCUUUUAUGGGGCAUGGUGGUGGACACAGGGCAAUAUAACCGGGGCUUCUUGCGCAAUUGGAUCCAGUUCUUGACUUUGGACUCAGCUGUUCUGCAGCACUCCAGUGAAGACAUUGUAUGAUGUGAUGUGGCCUGGUCAUCUUACUGGGCUAACACAUAGGUUAUUCUCUUGAACAUCUUUAUCGUAUCAAGGCAUUAAGGGCAAAUAGCUCUCAUUUGCUGGAACCCGGGGAACUGAAUGCAGCAUCUUCUAAGCCAUAUUGUGGCUCUAUAUGCCAUGUCCUAUGUGUGAAGUUCUUCAUUUGAUAUCUGUCACAUGGUAUCGUAUGUGUACAAAGGAAUCAUCAAAAAUCAAAAACCUGAUACCUAAGGCUCUACUUUUCUGUGAAGGCUAUUCAUAUAUUCAGCCAUUGGAUUGUUAUCUGUUGUGCAUGUAUUUGUGGGUCAGAGAGCAGAUUUGUUAGUGCUUAGGACUGUAUGUUGAAGUGAUCAACUUUUUAUUGUCAGGGCAUCAACAAGUUACUGCAGGUCUUAGGGAGGAAUAUUCUCUUCAGUUCCAGUGCAACAUCUUGAAUCUUAAUGUGGUGUUUCUCAAAACAAAGGGCUAAUUGCCCUGUGAGGUUUCAAGAAAACUGAGCAGGAGGUUGCUGGAUGGAGGCUUUCUGUAACCCACAGAUCCAGAGGCAUACUCCUCCCAGUUGUAGAGGCUUAGCAUCACAAUUACUCAAACUGUUGUACUAACCAAAGGAGGUGCAGAGAAGUAGGGUAGAAGUUAAAUCCUGGAUAUAUUGCUAGAGUUUGGUGGUUUGGCAAACAUGUCUAAUUUCCAAUUGUUUAACAAUAAGCAUUAACAAAUUGGCUCAAUCAAACCACAAACUCUACAGCUUGUUCGGGGUAGCUUGGCUGGUGUGGCUUUUGGGAUGGAAGGACUCUGUUCAGUUGUGGUACUCAACAAAUUCCUGGUUUCAGAAUUUUUUUCUGGUGGACCUUGUAGUUCAUGUUAAAAUAGUUUAGAUCCCACCAGCAUAAACUCUGUUGAUCCCAUAUGCACACACUUCUACAGUAGUAUAGAAGGAUUUUAUGUGUUCACCUGCAAAAAGAUAACAGUUAUUCGGUUGCUGUUGGUUGUGUAAUUUAAGAGGUAGAGAUAAUAUAGAAAAAGGUCUGAAGUCAAUUUAGAAAAUAUUGUUUUAAAAUACUGCUAUGCUUGAAUCAACUGUAUCAUGAGGAAGUUGCUUGGCAUUUUUGAACUUUAGUAUGCCAUAGCAAAUUCUGUGCUUUGUGGAUGAUGGUAGGGAUGGUAUUAAAAAGGGAACAUUUAUGCAUAUCCAAUCCUAUGCAAAAUUACCAAACCCUUCAAUAUUGGUUAAAACUUUUCCCUACUUUAGAAGAAUUGAGAUACUUUGGUGGUUCAAUUAAGUGCCUUUGAGAUUUUUUUCUUUAGAUAGUCUUUGUCUUAGAUGGGGUAUAUGUCCUUCAGAGGUUGUAAGUUGGUGGCUCCCAGUAGCUAUAACCAUGAUAGCCAAUGGUGAGAAAAAAGGUAGACUAACAACAUCUGGAAAGCCACAUAGUCCCCAUCUUUGUUUUUUAGACAUAUCAUAAAAAUACUUUUGAUGAUCUGGAAUGAUUAGCAAGAUAUAAGUGUCAUUUACAGUGAAAUGAGCUGCAGGAAAGUGAAGUACAUUAUACUGAGAAGAUUGUUCACCUAAGGGUUAUAGGGAGUGUAUUGUAGAAAAUGGUUGCUUGUACUGUUGCAUUUUUUACAAAAAUCUAAUGCAGAGAUAGGAAAGCCUUAAUUUAUUUUAUUGUCUGGCAAUAUCCUGUUACUUGAGAGUGGAGCAUUAUAGCUCCACAUGUGUAUGUUGGUAUGAUACGGUAUUAAUACUUACAUAAACAAGAGAAUCAUUAUUUUAAAUGUGCUAUUUGAAAUAUAAGGGUUACAUUUACUCUGCAGCAUGCAGCUAGAAAUUUGGAGGGUGUAGGGAUUUGAAUUCACCAGUCGUUCAGUUCUUUGCAUAGACUUUCUCCUUUUAUUAAUGUAUGUACAGGUUUUCAAGUUGAAACAAAGUUGUUUCAUCUUUAUUCUCUACUAGCUGUAGUAACCAGCAUUGUUUAUGAUAUUAUUAAUGACAAUUCUGUUUCAGUUCAGAAUAUUCUGAUUAGUCUCACAAUUGUCUGAAGCAGCAAAGAGGCAAUAGAUAACAGGAACUGUUAAACUUAUUUUGUUCCCAAAGAGUUCAUCUCCAAAGAGAACUGUUGUCUCAUGUUGGGCCUUAAUUUUGCUUUGAUACCUGCACAGGUUUUCAGGUUGAAACAAAGUUGUUUCAUCUUUAGUUUCUACUAGUUGUAGAAACCAGCAUAUUUUAUGAUAUUGUUAAUUAUCAUUCUGGAGGCUGUGUGCCUAUCUCUUUGGGGGCUCAAAUGUUCUUCUUAUUCUAGCAGUUUCCCUCAAUCAGCUGCCAAAUACAUUACUCUAUAUGAAUGAAAAAUAAUUGGGGUAUCUGCAAAAUACUCCUAAGUAAAUUCUGUGUAUACCACAUAGCCUUCAUGUUAAAAGUAUGACCAUUUCAGGCAUCCCCCUGCAGGAAAAAAGGGGUUGUAGAUCUGUUCAUGAACAAGAACUUAAGUUUUAUUUAUACCAAAAAAUUAAAACGCCAUCAGAAUCUUUCAUGUUAUGUGGUAUCAUUCUAUGAAUGAGAAAAGAAUCGGAGUGCCCUCCAAAUAAAUUUUUAAUACACCACAUAACCUACAUUUUAAUUAAAUAUUAAAACUUCUCUGUGUUCAUUGAAAUUAGAAAAUGUUGAGCAGGGACAAUUUAGGUUGUGGUUUGGGAUAGGUUGCAAACAUUAAAAAAUCACAUCUGGAAUCUUGCGGGAAUUUUCAGAAUAGCUGGUGGAAGUGUGACAGAGCCUGUGUUCUACAGUGGCUUGAAUGUUGGAUGAAGAUUCCAGGAGACUAGAGUUCAGAUCCUCACUCCACUGGUUGACCUUGGGCAAGGCAUACUCUUGGCCUUAGAUGAAGGCAGUGGUAUGUUACCUCUGAAUGUGUCUUGAAGGCACAUAACAAAAGGAAGUGUCAUAUUAUGCUGUUAAUAACUUUAAAGAACCAAAUACCAUCUGGUUUGGGAAGCUUGAUUGGCUUUGGUUAGUACUUGGAUGGGAGACCACCAAUGAAUAACAGGCACUGUAGGCUAUAUUUCAGAGGAAGGAAAAAACCACCUCUUGCCUAAGAAAACUCCAUGAAAUUCAUGAGGUGACCAUAAGUUGGCAGGUGACGUAUGACACACAUACAUGGUUAAAGCACAAGAUGGCUAUAAUCUUAUAUGUCUGGCAGAACGUAGAUCUAUUCCAGCAUUCUUUCUCUAGGCUUCCCUUCCACUGCUGCUAGUGCUGAAAAGCAUCUCCAUGUCCAAUUAUGCUUGCUGGGGAUGUGUGUAGGAAUUCAUUCAAAGUCAGGAAGGUGAUUAUAGACAUUGUAUGCUCUGGUUCCUUCUUCAGCUCCAACUGCUGGAGUUGUGUGAGGUAUCGGAUCUUCCUUCCACAACAACCUUAAAAGUAUGUAACACUGCCAUAAAAUGAGGUUAUGGUGAGCACAUGUUUCAGUUUAUCUGAAGAAGCUAGCUAAUUCUUGUUUACAUUGAACUGUUUGUGACAAAAAUGGGCACUGAAGAUAAAUACCGUAUUAUAUCGCAUGAAGGAAUUUUACAGAGAUUGUGGUAUGUGAUGUUUCAGAAACAUUAAUGUUCCUUACUAGAUUUCUGUUUUGCUGCAGAGUGAAUUACAGCGAAGGAAGAACCCAUAUUGCUUGGGUUGUCAUUGCUGCAUCAAAGUCAAACCCAUGCAAUAUGAAAUACUGUGAGCACAGUAGAAAGCAGUGUUUGGAAUAAACCUGCUAUCUUUUCCCAGUCAUGCCUUUCUGCACUUCAUUUUGUAGAAGUGUCAACUCUAUUUGGAUAUCUAUGUAUUUACUUCAUCUCUAUAAGGCAAAAAUGACUUCUUCCAAUGGGCCAAUGGUAUUCAAUGGUGCUUUUUUCCCACAGUAGAUUUCUUUAAGUGUCUUAAUAAUUUUCUGUUAAAGUGUCUUCUGUAGAACGUGUAAUAACUGCCUCACUGUCUAGUGUCUUAAUUGUGUGUUCUAUGCUUUGAAAUGCUGAUAUGAUUGUAUUUUACCCCUGCAAGGUAGAAUGGUGCAAUUAUUAGUGCUUUUUUCUAUCAUAUUUUAAGUGAUAGCUUUUCCCAGAAGCCUUUAUUCAACUGCUAUGCUCAACUGUACAGUAAGAAUGUAUAAGGACAUUGCCUUUUCAGGCAUUCUGUGCCAUUGAUGUAUAGACAACUGAAACAUGGAAAAAGAUAAGAAGAAUGGCUAUGAACUUUAAUGUUUCCAGCUAUAGACAUUUGGAAACUCAGUUGUGAAAUGCUUAUUUGUGAAUUUUAUAAAGCACAAUGUUGGUUUUAUUAUGUAUCCAGUAUUUGAGAUGGAUCAGUACCAGCUUAAUUUUUUUUUAAAAAAAAUAACAUGUUAAUUGGAGUAGUUAUACAGAGUUACAGAAACAUGCUACCACCUCUUUAAGAGGUAGUAAUAAACUUAAGCUCAUACCUUAUGCUGUUCUUUAAGCCUUUGACUAAAGAUAGUUGCGGCCUCCUGAGUCAACUGAAGACAAACUGGUAACACCAUUCUAGAAAAAGCAAAGGCAAUUUCAAACCAAGGCUGUUUUGUUACAUAUUUCAAGAUGAAAGGGAAUACAAACAGGAGCUUUUCAGCCAUUUUUGUAAAAUCAGUGACAGGUACAAUGACAGGUACCAUGACUAGGAUUGAAUCUGAGUGUAAUCCACUGCAGAUGUUAAGAGUAAAUAGGGGACGGGGAUUGUUUUGAGUGUGACUUCUUCUGUGACAAAUGUGCAUCAUUCCUCUACAAAUCAAACAUAAUCUUAUGUAGCGUAAUACAGUACUGUACUAGGGUUUGCCCUAAUUGUUAAUAUCUAGCUACUACUGGUUCAAACAGGCUAAAGGAUCUUUGUGAUAUUAUGUGGAAAGGUAUAAAGCCUUGACUGACUGGAUUUAUCUUCAGUGCAUAAAUAAUAUAGUUUGAUGCCUCUUAUUGCCAUCGCUCGGUGCUGUGGAAUUCUGAAAAUUGUAGUUAUUUGUGGCAUCAGAGUUUUCUGAUAGAGGAGGCUAAAUGUCUCACAGAACUGCAAAAUUCCAUAACAUUGAGUCAUGGCAGGUGAAUUAAAAGCACAUGAACUAGAACAGCAUCCCCUAUUUCAACUCCCUCCCUGAACAGAUAAAAAUAUGGAAUACAAGAGCCCUUUUUUGCCAGUACUGUAUGACAAUAGGGAGAGGACUAGCCCAACCACUUUGAAUUCUGUCCAGAAACUAACUAGCCACUUAUGCUGUUGCAACCAUUUCCGGUCAACACUGUUGCCCAGCUAAAGAUUUUAACUACUUUUUGAACACAGCCCUAUAUAGAGCAAAUUAUAAUAAGGCAUCUGUCUAUGAUUUAAUGUACUGCUAUAAGAUGAAAGAUGAGAAGGUUUUGUUUUUGGAGGAAAGUUGCUGACAUUUGAAAUGUAGGGUUGAACACCAGCAACUGUGAAUCCUUUUGGCUUUCCAAGGGCCAAGGAAGAAUAGAAUGGGCAAAAUGGGAGGUCCUGAGGACCGGAAAAGUCAAUAGGAGGUGGGCAUGGCAAGGCUUCACACACUACUAAAACCUUCUUCUCCCCCUGUCUUCUCAUCAUUUUCCCCCACUGACUUCGCCAACUACUUCAUCACAAAAGUCACUACUAUUCGAUCUGAAAUACUUCCUCCUGACCUGCCCCCUACCACUAACCUCCUGGUACCUUCUACUAAUAAACUCUCUGCAUUUCCCCCUGUUUCUCUGGAUGAACUCCCUAUGCUGCUAAACUCCUCCAAACCUACAACCUGUUCUCUUGAUCCUAUUCCCUCCCGUCUCCUAAUAGCCCCUUCUCUUCUGCUCUUGCUCCUCUAUAUCUUUAACCUCUCUCUCUCUGUGGGUUCCUUCCUUUCGGACUUCAAACAUGCUCUCGUUUCCCCAAUUCUGAAGAAACCCUCUCUCGACCUCUCUUCUUUGUCUAGCUAUUGUCUGAUUUCUCUUCUUCCUUUUCUAAGGUAUUGAAUUUCUUGAAGCUAACUCCAUCCUGGACCUUUUCCAGUCUGGUUUCCGUCCACGGCACUCUACAGAGACAGCCCUCACCAAGAUCUCAAAUGAUCUCUUGCGGGCCAAGGCGAAUGGCCUC
Messenger RNA from Sceloporus undulatus (fence lizard), 7577 nucleotides. It is a transcript of the gene ZDHHC23, whose product is annotated as zinc finger DHHC-type palmitoyltransferase 23. Gene Ontology annotation, molecular function: protein-cysteine S-palmitoyltransferase activity. Gene Ontology annotation, cellular component: endoplasmic reticulum; Golgi apparatus. Gene Ontology annotation, biological process: peptidyl-L-cysteine S-palmitoylation; protein targeting to membrane. The record is from RefSeq and is a predicted model, not a curated record. The transcript has 5 exons. Lineage: Eukaryota; Metazoa; Chordata; Lepidosauria; Squamata; Phrynosomatidae. Bases 125 to 1444 code for a protein of 439 amino acids.